Molecule: messenger RNA, 2103 nt
Organism: Dromiciops gliroides (monito del monte)
Lineage: Eukaryota; Metazoa; Chordata; Mammalia; Microbiotheria; Microbiotheriidae
Gene: ALOX12B
Product: arachidonate 12-lipoxygenase, 12R type
Biological process (GO): linoleic acid metabolic process; lipid oxidation
Cellular component (GO): perinuclear region of cytoplasm
Molecular function (GO): iron ion binding; arachidonate 12(S)-lipoxygenase activity; protein binding
Source: RefSeq, a predicted model, not a curated record
AUGGUCACCUACAAAGUCAGGGUGUCCACAGGCAAAGACCUGAUGUCUGGGACGUUUGAUUGCAUCUCACUGACCAUUGUGGGAACUCUGGGAGAGAGCCAGAAGCAACGGCUGGAUCAUUUUGGGAGAGACUUUGCCUCUGGAUCAAUUGAUAGGUACACUAUCCAGUGUGAUCAGGACCUGGGGGAACUCAUUCUCAUCCGUCUGCACAAGGAGCGCUCCAUCUUCUUCCCCAAGAAUUCCUGGUACUGCAACUACGUUCAGAUCUAUACUCCUGCGUGCACUACCUACCACUUCCCCGUCUACCAAUGGAUGGAUGGCUAUGAGACAUUGGAGCUUCGAGAGGGCACAGGGAAGACAGUAUUGGAUGAAAACCUCCCUAUCCUGGUGACCCAUCGUCAGGAAGAGCUUAGAGCCAAACAAGACUUCUAUCGCUGGAGAACCUUUGUUCCUGGACUUCCAAACUAUGUGCACAUCCCCAGCUAUCACCCCCCUCCUCGGCAUUGCAACCCCAAUCGUCCAGAAUGGAAUGGCUACAUCCCAGGAUUCCCAAUUCUCAUCAAUAUUAAAGCCACCAGGUUCCUGAACUCAAAUCUAAGAUUUUCCGCUAUCAAGACAGCCUCAUUUUUCCUCCGCUUGGGGCCUGCGUCCUUGGGUAUGAAACUUCGGGGAUUGUUGGAUGAGAAAAGGUCAUGGAAAAGGCUAAAGGAAAUACGGAAGAUCUUCCCCGCUACCAGGACUGCUAUCUCUGAGUAUGUGUAUAAUCACUGGAAGGAGGAUGAAUUCUUUGGUUACCAGUACCUCAAUGGCAUUAAUCCUGGCCUGCUGAAACGCUGCCUCUGCCUCCCUGAGAAAUUCCCUGUGACUGAUGAAAUGGUGGCCCCAUCCCUGGGUGAAGGCACUUGCCUGCAGGCUGAGUUGGAGAAGGGAAACAUCUACCUGGCAGAUUACAGAAUCCUAGAGGGCAUCCCCUCCGUAGAGCUUAAUGGAAAGCAGCAAUACCACUGUGCCCCACUCUGUCUGCUGCACUGUGGGCCACAAGGGGACCUGAUGCCUAUUGCUAUUCAGCUCAGCCAGACCCCUGGCCCUGAGAGCCCCAUUUUCUUGCCCACUGAUCCUGAAUGGGAUUGGCUCCUCGCCAAGACCUGGGUGCGUUAUGCUGAGUUCUACUGCCAUGAAGCCAUUUCUCACCUACUGGAGACUCAUCUGAUAGCAGAAGCCUUCUCCCUGGCAACCAUUCGGCAACUGCCCAUGUGCCACCCUCUUUACAAGCUCAUCAUCCCUCAUACUCGAUACACCAUCCAGAUCAACAGCAUUGGUCGUGCUCUCCUCCUGAAUAAGGGUGGCCUGUCUGACAGGGCGAUGUCUCUAGGACUAGCGGGCUUUGCUGAGGUGAUGUGCCGAGCUCUGGCUGAGCUAAAAUACGAAGAUCUCUACAUUCCCGAUGACUUCAUCCGUCGUGGGGUACAGGACCUGCCUCGAUACUAUUACCGAGAGGACUGUCUGGCCGUGUGGGGGGCUCUUGAGACGUAUGUGUCUGAGAUCAUCAAUUACUACUACCGGAGUGAUGCUGCUGUGGAGGGAGACACUGAACUACAAGCCUGGGUUCGGGAGAUAUUUACCGAGUGCUUCCUGGGUCGGGAGAGUUCAGGAUUUCCCACCUGCAUAAGGACAGUGCCUGAGCUCAUCCGUUAUGUCACCAUUGUCAUUUACACUUGCUCAGCCAAGCAUGCUGCUGUCAACACAGGACAGCUAGAGUACACAGCCUGGAUGCCCAAUUUCCCGUCAUCCAUGAGGUGCCCACCUAUGCAGGAGAAGGGGCUGACCACUGAAGAGAGUUUUAUGGAAUCAUUGCCUGAUGUUAAAACUUCAUGCAUUGUGCUCCUUGUGCUCUGGACCCUUAGUAAGGAACCUGAUGACAAGAGGCCCCUGGGUCACUUUCCCGACAUUCACUUUGUAGAGCAAACACCAUGGAAGAGCAUCCAGGAUUUUAAAGAUCGUUUAGCCCAAAUUUCCUGCAACAUUCGAGAGCGGAACAAGACCCUCCCCAUUGGCUACUACUAUCUAGACCCUGCCUUAAUUGAGAACAGCAUUUCCAUCUAG